This is a messenger RNA of Cuculus canorus (common cuckoo), 6451 nucleotides long. Its product is annotated as substance-P receptor. The record is from RefSeq and is a predicted model, not a curated record. Gene Ontology annotation, cellular component: sperm midpiece; plasma membrane. Gene Ontology annotation, biological process: positive regulation of flagellated sperm motility; G protein-coupled receptor signaling pathway. Gene Ontology annotation, molecular function: substance P receptor activity. NCBI's taxonomy places the organism in Eukaryota, Metazoa, Chordata, Aves, Cuculiformes, Cuculidae.
GCCUCGCCCGCCGCAGCCGGCACCGGCUCCAGCCGCAGCCCGAGCCGGUCUUGAGCCCUGGGGGGACCCGCAUCCUCAGCCGGCUGCGCCUCGAGCCGCGAGGGACCUGCAUCCCGCAUCCCGAGCCGGUCCUGAGCCAGUCCUGAGCCAGAAGGGACCUGCAGCCCGCAUCGCGCUCCAAUUCUGAGACGGGAGGUACCUGCACCCCGAACCAGGAGGGCUCCGCAUCCCGCUCUGCUCCCGAGCCAGGAGGGGCCCGCAUCCUGCUCCGGUUCUGAGCCGGAGGGAUCCGCAAACUGCUCUGCUGCUGAAUCAGGAGGUACCUGCAUCCCGCAUCCCUCUCUGAUCCUAAACUGUGAGAACCAGGAGGGACUCACAUCCUGAACUGGCUGCGACCUGAACGAGGAGGGACCUGCAUCCUGCUCCGCUUGCAAGCUGAGAAGGACUCGCAUCCCCUUCUGGUCCUGAACUGGGAGGGAUUGAACUGGGAGGGAUCCGCAUCCUGAAGUGGCUGUGCCGUGAACCAGGAGGAAUCUGCACCCUGGUGCAGCAGCGUCCAAGCCUGGAGGAACCUGCACCCUGAAGCAGCUGUGCAUCGCAGUCCAGCUGUGCCCAAACCAGGAGGGUUCACCCCAAAUCAGCUGUGCAUCGCAGUCCAGCUGUGCCUGAACCAGGAGGGUUCACCCCAAACCAGCACUGUGCCUUAACAUGUCCAGGCACCCUGCUCCAGCUGCACCCAGAGCCAGGAGGGUCCUGCACCCCAAACCAGCGUUGCACCUCAAACCAACUGCACCCUGAACCAGGAGAGAGCUAUGCCCUGGCCCAGCUGUGCACCCUAAACCCACUGUCCCUGAACUGGGAGGUUCCUGUGCCCUGAAUGUGCUCCAGAAUGGCUGCGCUCUGAACCAGAAGUGACCCGCACCCCCAAACCAGAUGUAUGCCCCAAACUUCUUGUACCCUCAUCCUGCUGUGCCCUAGACCAGGAGGGACUUGCACCCCAAAGCCCCCGUGCACCCUGACCCUCCUGCACCCUAAACCAGGAGGCACCUGCACCUCAAAGAAUCCGUGUGCCUGGUCUGGCUGCAUCCUGGUGCGAUGGAUAACGCCCUGCCUCUGGAAGCAGAGCUGGAGCACCAGUGGCUGCUCAACGCCUCCCUGAAUGAGUCCUUCUCAAAUCAGUUUGUGCAGCCGCCAUGGCAGGUGGCCCUGUGGGCUGUCGCCUAUGCCCUCAUCGUGGUGGUGUCAGUGGUGGGGAACGUGGUGGUGAUGUGGAUCAUUCUGGCUCACAAAAGGAUGCGCACCGUCACCAACUACUUCUUGGUGAACUUGGCUUUUGCCGAAGCCUCCAUGUCCGCCUUCAACACAGUGGUGAACUUCACGUACGCCAUCCACAAUGAGUGGUACUAUGGGCUGCUCUACUGCAAGUUUCACAACUUCUUCCCCAUUGCCGCUGUCUUUGCCAGCAUCUACUCCAUGACAGCCAUCGCCCUGGACAGGUACAUGGCUAUCAUCCACCCGCUGCAACCUCGGCUCUCAGCUACUGCCACCAAGGUGGUCAUCGGCAUCAUCUGGCUUCUCUUUCCUCUGGGCAUCCCCCAGGGUUACUACUCGGUGAUGGAGGAGCUGCCGGGCCGGCUGGUGUGUCUGGUGGAGUGGCCAGAGCACAGCACUAAUGUGUAUGGAAAAACGUAUCACUUCUGCAUGACCAUCCUGAUCUACUUCUUGCCACUUCUGGUGAUAGGAUGUGCCUACACGGUGGUCGGCAUUACCCUGUGGGCAAGUGAGAUACCUGGUGACAACUCUGACCGCUACCACGAGCAGGUCUCAGCUAAGCGGAAGGUAGUGAAGAUGAUGAUCAUCGUGGUAUGCACAUUUGCGCUGUGCUGGCUGCCCUACCACAUCUACUUCACUCUGCAGUAUUUCAACCCUGAGUGGUACCUGCAGAAGUUCAUCCAGCAGGUCUACUUGGCUAUCAUGUGGCUGGCCAUGAGCUCCACCAUGUACAACCCCAUCAUCUACUGCUGCCUCAAUGACAGGUUUCGCGUGGGGUUCAAACACGCGUUUCAGUGGUGCCCAUUCAUCAGUGCCGGCGAGUACGAGGGCCUGGAAAUGAAGUCAGCCAGGUACCUGCAGACACAGAGCAGCAUGUACAAGGUCAGCCGGAUAGAGACCACCGUGUCCUCAGCGGCUGGCACAGCUGAAGAGGAACUGGAGGAGUGUGGCAAGGCCAAGCGUCUCUCUGUAGACAUGACAUCCAAUGGCUCUUCCCGCAGUGACUCCAAAACAGUCUCCGAGAAAGCCUCAGCUUCUACUCCAAACACACUCACCUAAGCAGUUCGCCGCCGCAGUUGGCCACUCGCAGGGGUGCCACUAUCCCCUUUCCCUUAACAGAUGCUCUGCCGAUCAAUUCCAUCCAGCAUCAUACCCUGGUUGUGAUGUGCUGGCUUUUUUCUGUGCUGUUUUACCAUCUCUUGCUGUGCCGCUCACUCACUAUCCUUGGGUGAGCCCAAGAGUACAAGCUCUGGAUUGGUUCUAUGUGCUCCACUACGGCUCAGGACUGCACACAAGGGCGGUUCAGCUGGCCUCUGCCUUGCUCGCUGUCCAUCCAACCCCCCACGUACCAGGUGGUGGAUAGGAUGCAGAAAUGGGACAGAGCCGGGUUUUUCUCCUAAACCACAUGUACAAGGCUGUCAGGCAUUUCCCUGCUGUCUCAAGGCAGCAGGGAUCUCCCAGUACAUCCCACCCCACAGGAAAAAAAUGAACCAGUCUUGCACUUUCCUCCUCUCACUUUUAAUUUCGUUGUUUCUGUCACUCUCGGCUGAAGAUCCAGAAUGACAUUCAGUUAAAAAAUCCAGCAAGAAAUGCUGUUUUCACCUUCAGGAACCUCCACAUCCAUGGGGCACAGCUGCUCACCAGGCACUUCAACCCCAAUCCAGGCAUUUCUGCACAGUCUCAGCUCAUCUCCAGCACCCACAUCCUUCUGCACGAUGGUUUCCUGUUGCCGCUCCACCACGCUGCUCAUCAAAACAGGGCUCUUGAGGAGCAUUUCUGAGCCGAGACAGACUUUGGUUGCUGUUAAUCAACCGUACGUGCCAAAAGCAAUCACUGUGAUUUCCUAAAAAGCCCAAGGUGGUGUCUCUGGGAUAGGCUUUGGAAGCCUGGGGAGGUCUGGAAAAGAGACUGGCCAGACUGGAAUGUUUUCCACGGCCUAGAAAUGUCUAGAGCUGCAGGAAAGGGUAGAUUUCCAUCAGAAAAAACAAGUUCUGCCAGCAAACAAGGUUUGAAGGGAGGCAGGGAUCUUGUAGACACUUUUUACCCAGAGGAGGGCUGAAACAAUUUGCUUCCACUUCUGGAUUUGUUUGAAUCAGGCAAGCUUUUUCCUUUUCAUCCCUGUGUCUUUUGCAUAAAACAUUAGGUUUAUGAUGUGUACAUGGAUAUAUUUAAUAUUUCAGUUGUCACGAUGGACAACUGGGGAUCUCACUGGGGCUGUUCAUACAAAGGGCUCCUUUGGUCAGCAAAUGUAUGAACAGACACUCAAAGUGGUGGAAAAAAGAGUCAAUAAAAUGAGAAGUGGGGAAACUCAGCUUGUUGGAACAACCCCACCAGUCUGGAGGCACUUUGGGGGCGAUUUUACUCACUGCUCCUGGUUGCUGGUCCAGCUUCUCAUUGUUGGGGUAGAACUCAGACUCCUAAACUGGAUUCACUGCAAGACAGAAACGCUGGAGAGAUGCACGACAGAUUGGCACAGGGGAAGGAGACAGCUCAUUCCUUUCAGGGCAGCCCAACAUCAGACCCUGCUGAGCUCACAGCAAUUUCUGCAAGUAAAGGAGAGGUGAUUUGGGGAGAUUUUCAGCUCUUCAGCUUCCAAACUGGCUGCUGGAAGGUCCAGUCAUUAAUAAAACCCUAGCCAUGGUGGUUCUUGGAGAUAAGAAUACAUAUAUUUAAACAAUGACUCCAGCAGAAAGUUUGAAUGAAUGGGCAAAGAGAUGUAUCCAGGUCGGCCACAAAAUUGGAUUAACAAGAAUUAUCAUCUUCAUUUUUAACCCAAACCCUGCCAAGUGCCAUCAGUGAGGAGCAGCUCUUCCAGCCACCUCUUCCCGACUGCUGCGACUACGCAGAAUCACGAACUGUGCUGGAACAUGCUUAAACUUCUGCUUCUCACUGUUCUUGUCGCCUUAAGACAUUUCCUUGCUGCUGCCUUCUGCAACCCAGCAGCGUGGAGAAGAGGGAAUGAUGUGAACCUGCCUGCGGAAUGGAGUUCGCCAAAUCCCACCAGCCUCAUGCAGCAGUGAUCGAAGGGAUGGGUGAUGCCAAGGGGUUUAACCCAAGGGUUGGACUAGGAAACUUCUCCCACCAACUCCACAGGAGCUGUGCUGCCAAUACACGAGAAGGUGCUACAAACCAGAGCCAAAGUCUGAUUUCCUCCCAACUGUCAACAUAGGUUGGAAUUAAAAUGAAACCAAAUAGCUCAAAAUGGUCUGGAGAGAAGGAUCAGGCAAGCAGAGAUCUGCUCAUACACCCCAAACAUCAGGUUGUGAGCCUGCAGAAAUCAGCAUUUAGGGGGAAAAUUAAGAUAUAUCAAUGUGUGUGUAUGUUGUAUAUAUGUGUGUAACCAUGCUGCCCUGUUGUACUUCUUCUUUAAGCCCCAAGGAUGCCGUGAUCAUGGGAUGUGCUCAGGAAUGACAACUGUCUUCUCACAAGCAAUGCUCAGCUUGAAACAUGGGAUAAGCCCGAGGGCAUGCAUGGAGACUUCCAGUCAAGCAGACAGUUUACAGCCCAAAACGCUUCUUGUGCAUCUUGUAGAAAACUCACACUUGAAAUAAAAGGUGAGAAAUUUCCACUGGCUAUAAACAGUGUCAACGACCACAGUAGGGCUGUCUGGGACACCCAAGCUGAUGGAGACAUGUUAAGGGAUCAUUCAACAGCUGGAGAGAGAUGCAGGAACCCCAAAAUCAUAGAACAGUUUGGGUUGGAAGGGACCUUAAAGAUCAUCCACUUCCAACCCGAAAUGUUCUGUGUCAGCAGGUACAACACGCACAAACCAAUGCUUUCCUCUCCCCCCUCCAAGAAUCGGGUUGUUUCAUCAGUGGAGGCAAGAACAGGGACGAGGAGAAGCUCUUUUCAUAUUUAGGAUGGGAAGUUAGGGUCAGGUCCAUGUCCACGCAUGACGUGCAUCAGGCUGGUUCCACCAACCUUGGGAUGGUUUGUGCCUGCAAAAUCUACACAGAAGUCUUCUUCUGAAGGCCAAAAAACACCAAACAAGCAACCCUGCCCGGGCUUGAGGACAGGACACCUAACUAUGUGGUAGGUCCAGUCUCCAUACUGUUUCCAGCUCUCCUUUCAAAGAAGUCAGCUCUAACUCAGAGGCUUUUUCUAGUGUAUUAAGCCCGUUUCCCUAGUUUGCCUGCAGAUCUCUGAUCAGAAAUUCAAUUGCAAAGUGAUACAGUUUGUUUGUCUCAUUCCUGGCUCUCUGAAAUGCAAACUAAUAGCAUCUGGAGAGACUCACUCAGCAGGUCUGCACACAUCUAUUCACCACCUCCUCCUUGGAGGCACACAGAGAAUUCCCACCGUCAGCAAGGGGAGCUGCCUGAGCCCAGCUAAAAUCCACUCCAAGCCACAACCAUAGCAGAAGGGAGGUCUGAAACCCAAAUCCCAGCCUGCAGCCAUCUCCUUAACCCCAGAGGAUUGAUAUAAGCUCAGGUUUCCUUCCUGGCACUGAGAAAUUACUCUUCCCACUGGCUUCCAGCAGGAGCAUGGAGCAGAAAAUCCUUGUCUCCAGGCAUACCUCAAGGUCUGCUCAGUUGCUCCGAAACAGAAUUACGGAGUCAUGGCAUGGUUUGGGCAGGAAGGUACCUCAAAAGCCCAUCCAGUCCCACCCCCUGCCAUGGGCAGGGACACCUCCCACUGGAUCAGGGGCUCCAAGCCCCAUCCAACCUGGCCUUGAACACCUCCAGGGAUGGGGCAGCCACCACUGCUCUGGGCAGCCUGGGCCAGGGCCUCCCCACCCUCACAGGGAAACAUUUCUCCCCAAGAUCUCAUCUCCAUCUCCCCUCUUGCAGCUCAAAACCGUUCCCCUUAUCCUGUCCCUGCACUCCCUGAUCAAGAGCCCCUCCCCAGCUUUCCUGGAGCCCCUUUCCAUACUGGAAGCUGCUCUAAGGUCUCCCCAGAGCCUCCAGGCUGACCAACCCCAACUCUCAGCCUGGCCUCCUAUGGGAGGUGCUCCAGCCCUUGGAUCUUCUCUGUGGCCUCCCUGGACUCACUCCAACAGCUCCAUGUCCUUCCUUCCCGGACACAGAGCUCCAGGUAAGGUCUCACAAGAGCAGAGCAGAGUGGCAGAAUCCACUCCCAUACAACAUUUAGACCUCAUUUCACAUGUGAUCAUUUAUCUCUCACCAGCUAGAAUCAAAAAACAGCAAGAGAUAAGCAAGAGCCUGCUCACCAGAAAAAUGAG